Messenger RNA from Aspergillus costaricaensis CBS 115574, 783 nucleotides. RefSeq lists its product as uncharacterized. The transcript has a single exon. NCBI's taxonomy places the organism in Eukaryota, Fungi, Ascomycota, Eurotiomycetes, Eurotiales, Aspergillaceae. The record is from RefSeq and is a predicted model, not a curated record. Bases 259 to 705 code for a protein of 148 amino acids.
CUAGUGUAAGUAGAUUAUGAUACGGUUAUAGUUAUGGUUAUUUUAGUCUCAAGUCUAAGUCUAGCUUACCAAGUUCUUAAAACCAUGGAUGGAUAUCACGUGGCUGGCGUAUUCCAACAUCUUAACUAGUACUCCGUUACUUCAUCUCCAUUCAAAUUACAUAGAUACAAUCUAUCUAUCUAUCACCACCUUUAUAAUAUAUCAAUAAUCCAUACCCACAACUCCUUCACUCCUACAAGAGAUAAUACUAUAUCAACAAUGACAGAAUACACAACCACCCGCCCUACAAAAUCUCUCCUCAUUCCUAAGAAACGUCCCCUCAAGAGCCCAUCCACCAAGUUAUCCAAGAACUAUUCUACGGAGAAAUACACACCAACCCUGCAUCUCAUAUCUUCAUCUUCAUCUACAGAACAAAACCCUAAGCCCAAAUCUACAGAUAAGGAUAAGGAUAAGGGAGCGAGAGCUACUACAACAACAGAGUUUAAUUUCUCUCUCCCGCCGCAGCCAUUUCUUGAUCCGGGAUGUUGGGAGAGGAUUCGUUCAGUAUCUUCUUCGAGGUUAGGUGGUGAGGGUGGAAGUGGGAGUGGACCUGGAAGUGGAAGUGUCAUGCAGUUAAAUGAGAGGGAGAAAGAGGAAGAGAGAAGACGGAGGAGGGCGAGGGAGGCGGAGUAUGGGGGGAUGGCUGUUCGGGGGAGGAUUAAAUGAUUCAUCUUUCUCUCUUUCAAGUUUUUUUUUCUUGUCUUUUCGUUGUAAAUCGGUUUUCUAUAGUGUAUGGAGUUGUGG